UUUUUUUGUUUUAAUUUUCCCAUUUUGUCAAUGUUUUCACGUUACCCUUUUGCGCUUUUUCCCCUCCCCUCUUCCCCCUAAACUUCAGGGAACCUCCCUGUGUUUUGACUUCCUCUCUUGCUCCUUGUUUCCUCUGUUUGGUUCUGUGAAUUCUUUCAAAUUUUGGGUUUUCUUUAGAUCUGAUUGAUUUCUUUGCAAUCUAUCGUGGUAGUGAUUUUGGUUAUGUUGUAAAGUUGCAAUCUUUUCUUUCUGGCUUUUCCAUGUUGACACUAGAAUUAUGUUGAUUAGGAGGUCCUGGAAAUUCAAAGCAAGUGGGUAUUUUGUAUUAUGGCUUUGAAUUUAAUUUUUGAGUCAUCUGAUAUGGUGGGUAAUUUCAUCAAAUGGGUCAAUUUGGGAUCUUGAGUUUGGAGCUUCAUGGGUUUUGAUUGGCGUGUAGGCGUGCUUUUUGUUUACAUUUAAUCGUUUCUAUAGACAUGUGUGGUUUCUAGGUAGAUCAGGAAUACAGGAUUAAAUGUUUUAAUUAGCAGUGGAAAGGAUCUGUGGAUGAUGGGUUUUAAAUUUUCUUGGUCAUGAUUUUCAGCCUUUGAUUGGAUUUUAAUGGCUUAUUUCUCUGAGCCGUCGUCUUCUUUGAGCUUUACUUCAUUUUCUCAUUUGUCAAAUGGCUCAACUACUCCCAGCACAUGCUCUUUUUCUGGCCCUGAAACUGGUUCUAAUCUUGAAGUGUUGAGUUUAAGCAAGCUUAGCUGUCAUCUGGGGCAACUUCUGUCUGAACAUGAUUGUGAUUACAGUGAUGCUGAUAUAGUUGUUGAGGGUAUUCAUGUUGGUGUUCAUAGAUGUAUUUUAGCCGCCAGGAGUAAGUUCUUUCAUGAGCUAUUCAAGAAGGGAAAUGAGUCUUCUGAGAAAGAAAAAAAGCCAAAGUAUCACAUGAGCGAAUUCCUGCCUUAUGGCAAGAUUGGAUAUGAAGCUUUUCUGAUCUUCUUGAGCUACUUGUACACCGGAAAGCUCAAGCCUUCUCCAAUGGAGGUUUCAAACUGUGUGGAUACUGUAUGUGUUCAUGAUGCCUGUCGACCUGCCAUUAAUUUUGCUGUGGAAUUGAUGUAUGCAUCAUCCAUAUUUCAAAUACCAGAGCUGGUUUCACUUUUUCAGCGGCGUCUUCUAAAUUUUGUUGACAAGGCUCUUGUAGAAGAUGUUAUCCCAAUCCUCGUUGUUGCAUUCCAUUGUCAAUGCAGCCAACUUGUUUCUCAGUGUGUUGACAGAGUGGCGCGGUCAGAUCUUGACAAUGUUUCAAUAGAGAAAGAACUUCCUUACGAAGUUGCAGAGAGUAUUAGAUUGCUUCGAAACAAGACUCCAGCAGAGGAAGAAGAUGACAUAAUGCCUGUGGACCCUUUGCGAGAGAAGAGAAUCAGGAGCAUACACAAAGCAUUAGACUCUGAUGAUGUUGAACUUGUAAAACUUCUCCUGAGUGAGUCUAAAGUAACCUUAGAUGAUGCCCAUGCCCUCCAUUAUGCUGUAGCCUAUUGUGAUCCCAAGGUUGUGUCUGAAGUUCUUGGCAUGCAGCUGGCUGAUGUAAAUCUGCGGAAUUCUCGUGGUUAUACAGUUCUUCACAUUGCUGCAAUGCGUAAAGAGCCAUCCAUAAUAAUGUCACUUCUGACAAAAAGGGCUUUUCCUUCAGAAUUGACACCUGAUGGACGCAGUGCUGUUAACAUCUGUCGAAGGUUAAUAAGACCAAAGGACUAUCACGCAAAAACAGAGCAAGGGAAGGAAACAAAUAAAGACCGUAUAUGCAUUGAUAUUCUUGAGAGAGAAAUGCGGAGGAAUCCAAUGGCUGGAGACAUAUCUGUCACCUCUUAUGCAUUGACUGAUGAUCUGCACAUGAAACUGCUGUACUUGGAGAACAGAGUGGCAUUUGCACGAUUGUUUUUCCCAAGUGAAGCCAAGCUAGCCAUGGACAUUGCAAAUGCAGAGACAACAUCUGAGUUCGCUGGUCUUUCUGCCGCAAAAGGUUCAAGUGGGAACUUAAGAGAGGUCGACUUAAAUGAGACACCCAUCGUGCAGAACAAAAGACUUUGUUCAAGGAUGGAGGCACUUAUGAAAACUGUGGAGUUGGGCAGGCGCUAUUUCCCUCAUUGCUCAGAAGUGCUGGAUAGAUUCAUGGAGGAUGACCUUCAGGAGUUAUUUUACCUUGAUACAGGCACUCCUGAGGAACAGAGAAUUAAGAGAACGCGUUUCAUGGAGCUUAAAGAAGAUGUUCAGAAGGCCUUCAACAAGGACAAGGCUGAGAUUAGCCGCUCUGGGUUAUCUUCAUCCUCCUCGUCAACCUCUCUGAAAAAUGCUAUAGGUAAGCUUAGAAGAUUGUGAAGAAAUAUAAGAAACCCUUAAAAUAAGGCUGUUGACCAAAUGCUAAAUUUUAGUGUAUGAUUGACUCCUGCUAUCUUGCACAACUCUAGCUAUGGAAACCCCCCCCCCCCCCUGUGACUGGCACUGGGUGGUAAAGGUAGGAAAAGGCUUUAUACUUAAGAAAGUUCAUAGGAAACUGUCCUUUUCAAGUAAAUUUGACUGAUUCAUUUACAUUUCUUGUGUAAUGCAUCCGAACCAUGGGAUUAUCUGUGAAAUUGUUGUUGUAUUACAGAAGAAGUUGUUUGUUUGUGUUUUAUUUAUUUAUUUAUUUAUUUUUAACAAGUUACAAUUUGUGGGAGGGGGAAUGUGACUCAAACCCAGGUCAUGUGCUUAGAGGGCAAGUUAUUUUAUCUUGUACUUCAUGAUUACGAAAAGGGCAGUCCAAUUUGAUGCCCUUUAUUGCAGCAUUGAGCGGAGCCAUGAACUUUUUCAUGGGGGAAAAAAUAUGAUCUUUAGCGGCCUCCUCAAGCGGGCAAAGAAUAUGCCUUGGAAUACAAGUCACUGGCGCCGGCAUCUUCAUCUGGGUUUUUUUAGCUUGGAAGCGUCUCCUUAACUUCUUCUGAUGUCACACAUGACGUUGCCAUUGGUAUAUCAGAUCAGUGGUGCUGCGUUAUAUAGAAAAGACAUACAAUGGACAGACAUUGUCAAUGAGAAGAAUAAAAUCUGGACUCAUUC
Molecule: messenger RNA, 3072 nt
Organism: Rubroshorea leprosula
Lineage: Eukaryota; Viridiplantae; Streptophyta; Magnoliopsida; Malvales; Dipterocarpaceae
Source: the annotation of a GenBank genome assembly